Messenger RNA from Zeugodacus cucurbitae (melon fly), 3419 nucleotides. RefSeq names its product phospholipid scramblase 2-like. Bases 319 to 1275 code for a protein of 318 amino acids. Gene Ontology annotation, molecular function: phospholipid scramblase activity. The transcript has 5 exons. The record is from RefSeq and is a predicted model, not a curated record. NCBI's taxonomy places the organism in Eukaryota, Metazoa, Arthropoda, Insecta, Diptera, Tephritidae. Gene Ontology annotation, biological process: plasma membrane phospholipid scrambling. Gene Ontology annotation, cellular component: plasma membrane.
CGUAUUAAAUACAAAAAAAAUUUUAGAUUAGUGAAUACCCGUUUGGGGGAUUAAUUGGUAUUGAAUUGCAACACUGUUUAAAGUAAAACAACUUUUCAAAAUAUUUAGAAAUUUUGAACAUUUGUUGGGCAGUUGUGAUACGUUAAGGUCGACUUAGGUCAGUGUUAAAACGCUAGUGUCAUUGGUGACUUGUAAAAAGUUUUCGAAAAUAUCAAAUCCAUUAUUGAUAUAAGAAGUGGUUUUGUCUCAUUAAAUAAGCGAGAAUUGAAGCCUCAUUUGUCAUAGACCAAUGUUAACAACCAAUCGUCUUUUCGCACAAUGUCAAUGCCAAUGAGUAAUUUAAAUAACAGCGGAUAUAAUACCGGAUUUGGACACGGUCACCAGCCUUCAGCACCGGGGGCAUAUGGUUUUGUGCCAGGACAAGUGCAAGGCGGUUAUAUGCCGACCUACGGUGAGGCUCUUACGAAUUACGGUGUUCAGCAACUUCCAUAUGGCGGCGGCCACCAACCUUCUUAUGGUGGUCAACAGCCACCCUAUAACGGCAUGGUCCAACCACAACCGCAGUAUAAUGGUGGUCCACAAGGUCCAAUAGUUAAACAACCGGGAAUGCCACCAGUAGUGCAACCAAUGUCAAAAGCGGGCGACUUGCUGAGUAUUCCACGCGGCUUGGAGCACCUUACAAUGAUCGACAAGCUUUUGAUUCAACAAAAAGUCGAAUUAGUGGAAGCCUUCACCAAUAAUAAUAAUAAAUUCUCAAUAAAAAAUGCGCUCGGUCAAAAUAUAUAUUACGCCGUAGAGGAUACCAAUUGCUGCACUCGUAAUAUGUGUGGAACAGAACGUCCUUUUGAUAUGAAAGUUUUCGAUAAUUUCCGUAACGAAGUCAUCCAUAUGUAUCGUCCAUUAGCCUGUUCGACAUGUUGUUGCCUACAAUCAAUGGAAGUGUCCGCACCAACGGGCAAUGUAAUUGGCACUGUCGAACAAGAAUGGUCCAUCUGUUCGCCUUCAUUUCGUAUUAAAAAUCACAUUGGCGAUACUGUGUUACGCAUUGAGGGUUCUACUUGCUCCCUCAUAUGCGGUCAAGUAGAAUUUAAGGUGGUUUCUCUAACCGGUGAAACUGUGGGGAAUAUUUCAAAACAAUGGUCUGGUUUAUCACGCGAAAUAUUCACCGAUGACGAUUUCUUCGGUAUUACCUUUCCGAUUGACUUGGAUGUGCGCAUGAAAGCUGUUCUGUUAGGCGCUACCCUCCUUAUUCAUGUAAUCUUCUUUAAAACAUAAGAAAUUUAAAUGUAAAAUUUAUCACAAUAGCAAACCAUUCGAAUGUGAAAAAACACUAAUUUUUAGGAUACAUAUAUGAAUUAUGACUAGUACGUCACGAAGCCUAAGUAAAUAGCAUUCAACUAUAGCAAACAUGUUAGUUUCAGAUUGGUGUCAAUUAAAACGCUUCGAUCGCUUUUUUCAUUUAUCUUUGCAUUUUGUAUAAGCUUAUGUACUAAGUUAAAAAAAUCAUUAGUAAGCAAUUUAAUGUACGUAUGUAUAUAUUCACUAAAUAUUUAUGUACAAUAACUAUAAAGAUUAAAGCCAAGCAAAGUUCUUGAAUUUUACGAAUUGAUUUACCGGAAAUGUACAUUAUUAAAUAAUCGUCAUAUCAAGCUUGUAUUAAUUAAAUUUUAAUAACAAUUUUCGUACCAAAAAAACUUAAAAACAGUCUAAAGAAAUGACCACUUUAAUGCUUAAUUAAAUUGUUUUGAUUCUUUGUUUCUGCUGUACAACAAAGUUCAAUAACAACAACAAAUGAAUUCACUAUCGUAAUUUAUAUAUAUCUCAAUAAAAUAGUUUUACAUCUUGCACAAUAAGGAUAACCACGGGAGUAUAGCCGAAUCAAUAAUAGCUUGCCAUUCAUUUCGACUUCUGCAAAACUUUUCACCUUCUAGUGCCGUUUCAUCGGAUGUUGACAGCAUCUACGCUUCUGCACCAUAAAGCAUGACAGGAAUAAUGAGCGACUUGUAGAGUUUGGUUUUGGUGCCAAUUGUUUGUUUGAUGACAAGCCUGGAGAAAGCAGAACUAACAGCGCCGUUAUUAAUGUCAAAGACCUUGAUAUCGCACUCUUUACUCUUUUGUAAAAUAUUGUAUCCUGUCUAUUUAGCUCUGCGGUUCUUAUUAUUUUCUCCAGUAUCAGGUUAAAGAAAUCACACAAUAAAGAAUCGUCCUCUUUGAAACCCCUUUUGAUACCGAACUGCGCUUCGGAUAUUAUCCAACGUCAGUUUGCAUAGCCGUAUAAGCUUUGGGAUACCUUAUUCUGACAUGGCGGCAGCUCCAUUUCGUGCUUUCGAAACUUUCACUGUCAUUCAGCUGUUUGGAAAAGUGUUCCUUCCAUAAAAUCAGUGUACACUGGUUAUCAGUGAUUAGAAUAUCUCCUGGGUUCCUAUAUCAGAAUGCUCCGGUCUUAGAAAUGUUAAAUUGUUAAGCAUUCUGCCAGUUUUUCAAGCUCUCUUACUCACGCAUUUCGGCCUCUUUUUGGGUAUCUAUCCUCCUCGAUCGCAACGCUGAUAGAUCGGAAGUCUGCUUUCUCUCCACUGCGAAACGGCAAUCCUCAUCGUACGCAGUGAGUUUGAGAUGCAUUUCCAAAGUUCUUUUAUAUCGAGAUGUUCAUGAGCAGAAGUGUAAGGCGAGUAGAAAACUGCUCGGCUGUCUGUUGUAAUUGCAACUUGUCGUCGUACAACCUUCCUUGAGUUUGUUGACGGGCGUUCUUUGCUAUAUUGGUCCACGCACGUCUAGAACACUGGAAACAUAUCUUUCUAUCUAUCACAACAUGAUCGAUUUGGUUGAGCGAUUUUCGCAAGACACAAGAAUAUUCAUGAGCCACGUAGUUCUCGGACCGCAGCGAAGUCGAUCUGCCUCAAACCGUGUGACGAUAUUUCUUGACCAAUGAUUAUAAAAAAUGCAAGAAAUCAUGAAUUCUAUAUUUUCGGUAUUUCUAUAUAUUAUACAAUUGCAUGAAUUGAGUUUAGAUUCUCAUAAAGCUAUAUCUAUUAAUUUCAAUACAUCGUUACAGGUGCUACUUAAUAUAAACUAUAUUAAAUACAAAACAUCUUUCGAGUAGUGAAUACCCAUUGGAGGGAUUAAUUGGUAUUGAGUUGCAACACUGUUUGAAGUAUAAAAACAAAAAAAAAUUGAAUGUUUUUUGUGCAGAUAUGAAAUGUUAAGGUCGCUUUAAGUCAGUGUUAAAACGGUAGUGUCAUUGGUUACAUGUAAAAAGUUUUCAUAAAUAUUCGGAAAUACCGUUAUAUGAAUUGGUUGCAUCUCAUUAAAUAAGCGAGAAUUGAAGCCUCAUUUGUCAAAGCUUUUCUUGUAAAGCGUCUUUUCGCACAAUAUCAAUUCCAAUGAGUUAUUUAAGUAACAGCGGAUAUGCGUCCAGAUAU